Ceratina calcarata is the source of this 2437-nucleotide messenger RNA. Its product is annotated as myotubularin-related protein 9. Lineage: Eukaryota; Metazoa; Arthropoda; Insecta; Hymenoptera; Apidae. The transcript is spliced from 9 exons. Gene Ontology annotation, molecular function: protein phosphatase binding. Gene Ontology annotation, biological process: phosphatidylinositol dephosphorylation; negative regulation of autophagy. The record is from RefSeq and is a predicted model, not a curated record. Gene Ontology annotation, cellular component: cytoplasm. The coding region runs from base 613 to 2364 and encodes 583 amino acids.
AACGAGUAGAAGUAGAAGGAGGUAAAUCCGGAUGGCAUGGCUCCGGAAGGUAACAAGGUAACAAUAAUACAACAACAAGAGAACGAAUUGGAGAAGAGACGGUUGAUAUUUCAGCACUUACGACAUGCCAAAAUUAAUAUUCAUUUUAACAAUUAGCCAAUUACGACACGUAACAUUGCAACAAGUUGCAGAAGUAAUAUAAAGUCAUCAUACUCCAAGCGGAACAGUAUAAUAUCACGAAUAAUUAUAAUGGCUAGGACCCACGCAUAUUUUAUCGUUAAGGAGGGGAGGAAUACAUUUCAUCUGAAUACGAACUGAUCGAAUUUAUAUGUAUAAAGAGAAGAAUAUUUGAGGAAUGCAUUCACUCGUACCAAUUUACAACUUACAUUAGGUUACAUAUACCUGUAGAUACACAUAUCUCAACAUAUCUUUCAUCGCAAUGGCUGGAAGCUAUAGAUAAAUCAUUUAAUCUUCGGAUGUAUGUUAGUGUCCGUAUUGAAUUGAUAAUUACGGGAGAUUCUGACAUUAGGUUAUGUACAUCUGUCAAAACAUAUAACGCUUUGAAAAACAUUGCAAGUAAUCAACAUUGACAAUCGUUGAUCGAAAUAUAUAAUGGAACUUGGCGACUUAAUAUUAAUUCCUAAACUCGAUAAUGUUGCAUUAAUUGAUAAGAGUGAUGGAAGUAGUAAAACUAUUGAUGGAACACUGUGCAUUAGUAUUCAUCAUCUACUCUGGUCUUCGCGGCAAGGCAAUGAUCAAGAGCUUUGGUUAUUAUAUCGAAAAAUUGAUCUUAUAGAGAAAAAGUUGAAUACUCCAAAUUCAGGGGGUAGUAUUAUAUUGAAAUGUAAGGAUUUCCGUAUACUCCAGUUAGAUAUUAAUUCAGCAGAUGACUUGACAAAUGUUGUGUUGUCUAUAGAAAAGUUAACAUCGCAAGAACAAACUUUACAGUAUCCCUUCUUUCAUAAACCACAAACAACUAGUAAUAUUGCGGCGCCUAUAGAAGAUGGAUGGACUGCAUUUAUUCCAGUAUCCGAAUGGUCAAAAUUAUUAACUGCUCAUGCAGACGAAUGGCGCAUUAGUUACUUAAAUAAAGAUUACAAAGUUUGUGAUUCUUAUCCGUCGGCUGUUAUAGUACCACAGCAUGUAGAAGAUAAAGUGAUAAUAUCAUCUGCCAAUUUUAGAGAUGGUGGAAGAUUUCCUGCUUUAUGCUAUAGACACGAAGGAGGGAGUAUUUUAUUAAGAAGUAGUCAACCAAUGUGUGGUACUAACGGUAAAAGAUGUAAAGAGGAUGAGAGGUUGUUGAAUGCAGUGUUAGGACCAGGACGACGUGGUUAUAUAAUAGAUACAAGGUCCAUUAGCCAAGCUCAAAGUUCCAGAGCCAGGGGUGGUGGUACAGAAAUUGAUGCUGCUUAUCCGCAGUGGCGGAAAGUACAUAAAACAGUUCCACGACCACACGAUUUAGCCGAUAGUUUUUUUAAAUUGAUAGAGGCUUGUAAUGACAUAACGUGUUCUACUUCCCAGUGGAUCUCAAGACUUGAUAAUAGUGGAUGGUUAUCCGCUGUGCAAAGCGCUUUAAAUGCCGCUUGUGUAACUGCUCAAUGUCUCCACCAAGAAGUAGCAGCAGUGCUAGUUCAUGGAAGCACUGGCAGAGAUUCUACUCUAGUUGUAACGAGCCUAGCACAAACAAUAUUGAAUCCAGACUGCAGAACUGUGCGUGGCCUUCAAGCUUUAAUCGAACGCGAAUGGAUACAAGCUGGACAUCAGUUUUUCAGUCGCACACGCCACGGACCGUACCAUCCAUCGAACUCGCAGAGCAGUUUAACGCAUGCCCCGACUUUUCUUCUAUUUCUCGAUUGUCUUUAUCAACUUCACUACCAAUUUCAAUAUAGCUUUGAAUAUACAGUCGAUUUGUUAAUUGAAUUGUACAAUCAUGCGUAUUGUUCCGAUUAUGGAACGUUUUUAGGCGAUUCAGAAGCGGAGAGAGUUAAGCUUCGAUUAUCUGAGAGAACAUGUAGCUUAUGGUCGUACAUAAAUCGACCAGAAGUAUUAGAGAAAUGGUUGAAUCCAUUAUACGAACCGAACUCCGGGGUUAUUUGGCCAAGCGUUGCACCUCUUAGUAUUCAAUUAUGGAAGGAACUUUAUCUUGCUCAUACAAGUGUUGCGCCGUGGAAAGAUUUACUCUCAUCUAUAACUCAAAUAAAACAAAAUCACGUGGCGGUACGUAAAGUCGCUGGCAAAUUACAACUUCAAAUUAAACGAGCAAUAGAGGAAAUGCGGUCAAAUCCUGAUCUGUGUUACGAUGAAGAAAAUCAAGAUGAACAUACCCGUAUAGCACAACUAAGCCUAGAAUCUCAAAAUACUUGAUGUAAAUUGUAGAUACUGCACGAAAAGAUAAUUCCCACUCUAUUCCAUAAUAUAAAAUUUAUGAUGCCUUUUA